Nomascus leucogenys (northern white-cheeked gibbon) is the source of this 3969-nucleotide messenger RNA. NCBI's taxonomy places the organism in Eukaryota, Metazoa, Chordata, Mammalia, Primates, Hylobatidae. The record is from RefSeq and is a predicted model, not a curated record.
CACCAACUCGGCCUCCCAAAGUGUUGGGAUUAGAGGUGUGAGUCACUGUGCCCAGCCAUGGGCUCACUCUUGGAGUUGUACGUUCUGUAGGUCUGGACAAAUGUAUAAUGAUAACGACAUGGACCCACCACUGUAGUACCCUACAGAGUCAUGUUACUGCCCUAGGAAUUGUCUGUGCUCCACCGAUUCACCACUUCUCCCCAACCCUUGGCCCCCACUGACCCUUUCUUUCACUGUCUUCCUGUCUCCAUACUUUUGCCUUUUCCAGAAUGUUAGUCAGAAUCACACAGUGUAGCAUCCCCAGAGUGGCUGCUACUGCUUUUUUUUUUUCUUUUUCCCACAUGUUCCAACAGUGUAGCUUCUUUCAUUCCUCCCUCCUUUUGAGCAAACUUACUUGUAACCUCAUCAUCAUUUCCAGGUCACAAAUGAAGACACCAAGGCACAGAGAGGUGACUCAGCCUGCCCUCAGUCAUCUAUCUGGUAAGUGGCAGGGCCGGGGUACAAGCCCAGGGCCCCAGUUCUCAUCCACUGGGCCCCUGCAUUCGUAUGAUCAUUGCCACCAUCCAGGAACAAAUGGCCCUUCCAGUCUGUUCUCAGAGGCCAGGCCAGUGGGCCACCCAAAGGCUGAGGAAAGAGGAAGAGGGGAUCCCUGACCCCGUUCCUGGGGGCUUGCUCACCUGUCCCAGGCUGCUGGAUGGAGGGCACGGGAGGCAGCAGGUUCAGGCCCUCUCUUCACAGCUCCUGGAUGUGAUCCCCGACUCCAUGAGGAAGCAAGAGGUGCGGACGGGCAGGGAGGCCGGCCAGGGCCACGGCACGGGCUCCCCAGCCGAGCAGGUGAAAGCCCUCAUGGAUCUGCUGGCUGGGAAGGGCAGUCAAGGCUCCCCGGCCCCGCAGGCCCCAGAGAGGACACCGGACGCCCCGCUGGGGCCCUGCAGCAAUGACUCCAGGAUACAGAGGCACCGCAAGGCCCUGCUGAGCAAGGUGGGAGGUGGCCCGGAGCUGGGCAGACCCUGGCACAGGCUGGCCUCCCUCCUGCUGGUGGAGGGCCUGACGGACCUGCAGCUGAGGGAACACGACUUCACGCAGGUGGAGGCCACCCGCGGGGGCGGGCGCCCCGCCAGGACCGUUGCCCUGGACCGGCUCUUCCUGCCUCUCUCCCGGGUGUCUGUCCCACCCCGGGUCUCCAUCACCGUCGGGGUGGCUGGCAUGGGCAAGACCACCCUGGUGAGGCACUUCGUCCGCCUCUGGGCCCAUGGGCAGGUCGGCAAGGACUUCUCGCUGGUGCUGCCUCUGACCUUUCGGGAUCUCAACACCCACGAGAAGUUGUGUGCCGACCGACUCAUCUGCUCAGUCUUCCCGCAUGUCAGGGAGCCCAGCCUGGCAGUGGCAGUCCCAGCCAGGGCCCUCCUGAUCCUGGACGGCUUGGAUGAGUGCAGGACGCCUCUCGACUUCUCCAACACCGUGGCCUGCACGGACCCCAAGAAGGAAAUCCCGGUGGACCACCUGAUCACCAACAUCAUCCGCGGCAACCUCUUUCCGGAAGUUUCCAUCUGGAUCACCUCCCGUCCCAGUGCAUCUGGCCAGAUCCCGGGGGGCCUGGUGGACCGGAUGACGGAGAUCCGGGGCUUUAACGAGGAGGAGAUCAAGGUGUGUUUGGAGCAGAUGUUCCCCGAGGACCAGGCCCUCCUGGACUGGAUGCUGAGCCAAGUGCAGGCUGACAGGGCCCUGUACCUGAUGUGCACCGUCCCAGCCUUCUGCAGGCUCACGGGGGCGGCGCUAGGCCACCUGUGGCGCAGCAGGACGGGGCCCCAGAAUGCAGAGCUGUGGCCCCCGAGGACCCUGUGCGAGCUCUACUCAUGGUACUUUAGGAUGGCCCUCAGCGGGGAGGGGCAGGAGAAGGGCAAGGCAAGCCCUCGCAUAGAGCAGGUGGCCCAUGGUGGCCGCAAGAUGGUGGGGACAUUGGGCCGGCUGGCCUUCCAUGGGCUGCUCAAGAAGAAAUACGUGUUUUACGAGCAAGACAUGAAGGCGUUCGGUGUAGACCUCGCUCUGCUGCAGGGUGCCCCGUGCAGCUGCUUCCUGCAGAGGGAGGAGACGCUGGCAUCGUCGGUGGCCUACUGCUUCACCCACCUGUCCCUGCAGGAGUUUGUGGCAGCCGCAUAUUACUAUGGCGCAUCCAGGAGGGCCAUCUUCGACCUCUUCACUGAGAGCAGUGUAUCCUGGCCCAGGCUGGGCUUCCUCACGCAUUUCAGGAGCGCAGCCCAGCGGGCCAUGCAGGCAGAGGACGGGAGGCUGGAUGUGUUCCUGCGCUUCCUCUCCGGCCUCUUGUCUCCGAGGGUCAAUGCCCUCCUGGCCGGCUCCCUGCUGGCCCAAGGCGAGCACCAGGCCUACCGGACCCAGGUGGCUGAGCUCCUGCAGGGCUGCCUGCGCCCCGAUGCCGCAGUCUGUGCACAGGCCAUCAACAUCCUGCACUGCCUGCAUGAGCUGCAGCACACAGAGCUGGCCCGCGGCGUGGAGGAGGCCAUGGAGAGCGGGGCCCUGGCCAGGCUGACCGGUCCCGCGCACCGCGCUGCCCUGGCCUACCUCCUGCAGGUGUCCGACACCUGUGCCCAGGAGGCCAACCUGUCCCUGAGCCUUAGCCAGGGCGUCCUUCAGAGCCUGCUGCCCCAGCUGCUCUACUGCCGGAAGCUCAGGCUGGACACCAACCAGUUCCAGGACCCCGUGAUGGAGCUGCUGGGCAGCGUGCUGAGUGGGAAGGACUGUCGCAUUCAGAAGAUCAGCUUGGCGGAGAACCAGAUCAGUAACAAAGGGGCCAAAGCUCUGGCCAGAUCCCUCUUGGUCAACAGAAGUCUGACCUCUCUGGACCUCCGCAGUAACUCCAUUGGACCACAAGGGGCCAAGGCACUGGCAGACGCUUUGAAGAUCAACCGCACCCUGACCUCCCUGAGCCUCCAGGGCAACACCGUCAGGGAUGAUGGUGCCAGGUCCGUGGCUGAAGCCUUGGCCUCCACCCGGACCCUCUCCAUGCUGCACCUGCAGAAGAACAGCAUCGGGCCCAUGGGAGCCCAGCAGAUGGCAGAUGCCUUGAAGCAGAACAGGAGUCUGAAAGAGCUCAUGCUCUCCAGUAAUAGUAUUGGUGAUGGAGGUGCCAAGGCCCUGGCUGAGGCCCUGAAGGUGAACCAGGGCCUAGAGAGCCUGGACCUGCAGAGCAAUUCCAUCAGUGACGCAGGAGUGGCAGCACUGAUGGGGGCCCUCUGCACCAACCAGACCCUCCUCAGCCUCAGCCUUCGAGAAAACUCCAUCAGUCCCGAGGGAGCCCAGGCCAUCGCUCAUGCCCUCUGCGCCAACAGCACCCUGAAGAACCUGGACCUGACAGCCAACCUCCUCCACGACCAGGGUGCCCGGGCCAUCGCAGUGGCAGUGAGAGAAAACCGCACCCUCACCUCCCUUCACCUGCAGUGGAACUUCAUCCAGGCCGGCGCUGCCCAGGCCCUGGGACAAGCACUACAGCUCAACAGGAGCCUCACCAGCUUAGAUUUACAGGAGAACGCCAUCGGGGAUGACGGAGCGUGUGCGGUGGCCCGUGCACUGAAGGUCAACACAGCCCUCACCGCUCUCUAUCUCCAGGUGGCCUCAAUUGGUGCUCCGGGCGCCCAGGUGCUAGGGGAAGCCUUGGCUGUGAACAGAACCUUGGAGAUUCUCGACUUAAGAGGAAAUGCCAUUGGGGUGGCUGGAGCCAAAGCCCUGGCAAAUGCUCUGAAGGUAAACUCAAGUCUCCGGAGACUCAAUCUGCAAGAGAAUUCCCUGGGGAUGGACGGGGCGAUAUGCAUUGCCACAGCACUGUCUGGAAACCACAGGCUCCAGCAUAUCAAUCUCCAGGGAAACCACGUUGGAGACUCCGGGGCCAGGAUGAUCUCAGAGGCCAUCAAGACAAAUGCUCCCACAUGCACUGUUGAAAUGUGAGCAAAAGGA